Gymnogyps californianus (California condor) is the source of this 1248-nucleotide messenger RNA. It is a transcript of the gene IQCG, whose product is annotated as IQ motif containing G. The record is from RefSeq and is a predicted model, not a curated record. Gene Ontology annotation, molecular function: protein binding. Bases 28 to 1221 code for a protein of 397 amino acids. NCBI's taxonomy places the organism in Eukaryota, Metazoa, Chordata, Aves, Accipitriformes, Cathartidae. Gene Ontology annotation, biological process: cilium organization; sperm axoneme assembly. Gene Ontology annotation, cellular component: cytoplasm; sperm flagellum. The transcript is spliced from 10 exons.
UCCCGCAAGAGCACAGAGACUAAAGAAAUGGAAAAAUUCACUCAUCUGGAAGCUCUGCUGUUUACUGCUGUGCUGGAGAAUUGUGUUGAUCAGCUCUCAAUUCUUGGAUAUAUCAUGCCGGUUUCCUAUGAGGGCCAGACAGACAUCAGCCAUACUGGCAUCCAGGAAAUGAAAGAAAUCGUAGAGACCCAGAAGGAGCUGGACAUUAACUACCAAAACCUUAUAUCAGCAAGGCAAGGGAGUGGGGAAACUGUUACCUCCACGUCUCUGAAAAGCAUCAAACACAAGCAGCAGCUGGGGAAAACUGAAGAUCUAAAAAGUACCCAUCAUCUUUCCAAUAGGGCCAUGAAACACAGUGCUCUGUCUGUAGAGAAUCUCAGAAAAAUUCAGGCUGACAGGCAGUACGCAAGUGAUGUAAUUACAGUCACUAUGAAAAAGAUGCAGGAAUCGGGAACGUUUAAUAGCCUAACAGAAGCUAAUGAGAGAGAGAAGGCAAAAAAGAGCAAGUUUCAUGACUUCCUCAUCAGGGAAGAGGAAGGAAAGAAGCAGAUAAAGUCACUUGAGAAACAGCUGCAAGACGUCAAGAAAGAAACUGAAAUAGAACUUCAGAACCGAGAUAAUAUGAUUGUUUACCUCAAAGACGAGCUCCAAGAGAUGAAGGCCAAAACGGACAUGGAGAGCUGCUACAUGAAGAAAAGCACAGACCUCCAGGUCCACCAAACCCAGAAGAAGUGCAGCAAUGCAGAGAAUGUCCUGGACAAGGAAAUUCAGAAGUUGAGGAGCAAAACUGAUGAGGAGAUUCGAGUUCACAUGGAGAUUGAAAAUUUCCUCAGGCAACACCAUAAGAUGGUGGAAGAGAAGCUGGAAUACUGGGUGGACAAGUAUGAAAAUGACACAGAUGCUAAAGACGAAGAACUGGAUGCCCUAAAAGCAUCAAAGGCAAACAACUUGGAAACGCUGCAGAGACUUGCCAAGGAGUGCCAGACAUUCGAGGAAACCAUCAUCAGUGACCGGGCGGAAAAGGAGGCUAAAAGAAGACAACUAGAGCAAGAUGCACUGGAGCUGAAAAGCAUCCUGAAGCUGCAGGCCUGGUGGAGAGGUACAAUGGUCCGCAGAGACCUUGGCCCCUACCAGGCCCUCAAGAAGAUUCGGGAGAAACAGCUAUCAAAGCAGAAAGGAAAAGGGAAAAAGGAAAAACCUGGAGCAAAGAAAAAGAUGUGAUAAGUAAAGAAAGUCGCCACAGACGUG